UCCUCUCACAACUUUAGAUAAGCUCAACUUGUCGUCGACAAAUACUGAUCAGUUCAAAUAAAGCUACUAUACGGAUGUAACAUAAAAAGCUUCGUAAAAUGUCGCAAGAUCAAUUUACAUUUCGCCGGGCGCAAAAGGCGGAUAUAAAAUCAGUGCGAGAGAUGAUACAGGAAUUGGCCGAUUUUGAGAGAAUGAGCAAUGGUCCUGAGCUAAGCGAAGAGGAUCUGAUACGGGACGCGGGUCUAGACGGCGCACCGGAAUAUUGUCAAAUUUAUGUGCUCAUAGACAAUGCCACAAACCUUAUCAUUGGCUAUGCGAUCUGCUUCAACUCGUACUCCACCUGGCAGGGACGCUCUCUCUUCCUCGAGGAUAUCUAUGUACGUCCUGCCCAUCGCAAGCUUGGCGCCGGAGCACGCAUCUUUCGCGAGGUGUCCGCUAUAGCCGUUAAACUUGGAUGUCGUAGACUGGACUUCCAUGUGCUCAGCUGGAAUCCGGCUAGUGCAUUCUACAAGAGUCUUGGCGCAACGGAUUUAACUGAAUCUGAAGACUGGCACUUCUACCGCGUUGAGCAGCAACAAUUAAGAAAAUUGGCCAGUGAACUGACAACAUCUAAAUAAAGUUUUCACAU
Messenger RNA from Drosophila innubila, 628 nucleotides. RefSeq names its product diamine acetyltransferase 2. The transcript is spliced from 4 exons. The record is from RefSeq and is a predicted model, not a curated record. Gene Ontology annotation, molecular function: N-acetyltransferase activity. Bases 99 to 617 code for a protein of 172 amino acids. Lineage: Eukaryota; Metazoa; Arthropoda; Insecta; Diptera; Drosophilidae.